CGAGAAAACUGCACAUUUGUCACUCUUGGUAUUGGGAAGGACGCGAUGGCUGAGGCCAAAGUAAAGGCAAUGAUGCCGAAUUGUAAAUUCUACGGCGCCGAUCCAGUUUUGGAAGAAAACAAGGUCGUAUAUGAAAAUGUCGGUGAGUACCACCAGUUGGCAAUUUCCGGCAAUAACGUCGCAGAUUCGAGUAUAUUAACAAAAUCCGGGUACCAAACGCGCAAAAAGAUGCCGGCAAUGCCGAUGUAUCAAUUCUUUGGGGAAAUCGUCAAAUCAAAAACGAUAGAUUACUUAUUUGUCGAUAUCGAAUACGCGGAAUACGAUUUAUUCGAUUAUUUACAGGCUGGGAAAGCGCUGGAAAAUGGAUAUACGAUUUGUCAGAUAAACCUUGAAGCUCACAUUGCGCAAAAUAUAGAGCAAAAGGUUAAAUACAUGGAGUUUAUCCGGAAAUUAGUAAACGAAGGCCACUACGCGUUGGCAUAUGAUGACAAUACGAUUGGGCAUCAUAGGAUCUUCUUCUACAACCACAGAGCCCCGGCAUGUCGCAGAAAAUUCAUGCCAUUUUCU
Messenger RNA from Mesorhabditis spiculigera, 567 nucleotides. The record is from the annotation of a GenBank genome assembly. Lineage: Eukaryota; Metazoa; Nematoda; Chromadorea; Rhabditida; Rhabditidae.